Messenger RNA from Closterium sp. NIES-65, 1089 nucleotides. The record is from the annotation of a GenBank genome assembly. Lineage: Eukaryota; Viridiplantae; Streptophyta; Zygnematophyceae; Desmidiales; Closteriaceae.
AUGUGGAAGCGGUCCCGUCGCCACCCUCUCAGCGGCCCCGUCGCCGCCCACCCUUUUAGCAGCCCCGUCGCCGCCCUUCAGCGGCCCCGUCACCGCACUUCCGUGGCCCAGUCGCCGCACUAUCAGCGGCCCGUCGCCGCCCUUUCAGCGGCCCGUCGCCGCCCUUUCAGCGGCCCCGCUGCCGCCCUUCCACGGACCCAUUGCCGCUCAGCCGCCCAGCGCCCGAGCCGCGGAGCAGCCCACCCACCGAGCAGCCGAGCCGCCGAGCACCCGAGCCGCCGAGCAGCCAAGCCGCCCGACUGCCGAGCCGCCCUGCACCCGAGCCGUCAGACCGCCGAGCCGCCCAGCAGCCGAGCCGCCGAGCCGUCGAGCCACACCGCAGCCGAGGCGCUGCCGCUUGUCGGCCUGCCCGCGACCGCCCCAAUUGCCUGGCAAGAGCAGCGCCUCUACCACUGCACUGCCCUGCCCCACUAUACUCGCUGCCUAUCUACUGCUGUCAUGGCCUCCCCUAGUGCUCUCACCUUUGACGCUGAGGGUCAGGCAGUUGACUUUGAGGUCUGUGUAGAUGAUCUGCAGCUUUUCUUACACUGCGAUAGGGCAGACGGUCUCUCCCUGUUUGACCUCACUUCUGGUGCCUCUCCUGCCCCUGCUGCUGAUGCUGACGCCAUUGUUCGCUCACAGGGUGUUCUCCCUCCCCCCUCUUGCCCUCUCUUGCCUCUGUUGCUGGGGCCAACCUUGUUGGCUUCGAAUCGGUCGGCGCUGCGUCUGCCCCGAGCGCAAGACGCUGCACCGGCAAGGGAAAGAGGGGCAAGGGCGCUGGAGGGGCUGGCGAGGGCGGUGGAGGUGGUUGUGGAGGCAGUGGAAGGAGUGGGGGUGGUGGUGAGAGUGGUGCCGGGGGUGGCGGCGGCGGCGGCAGCAGUGGAGGCGGCGGAGGUGGCGGUGGUGGCGGAGGGAGCGAAGGCGGUGGAGGUGGCGGAGGAGGCGGAGGUGGAGGAGGCAUCGGAGGCGGCGGUGGUGGAGCGGGUCGCGACUCUGCGCAGAGGAGUGGCUCAGGUGCUGGUCCGCGCCAGCAGCAGCGGAGUGGUGUGA